Microthlaspi erraticum is the source of this 1410-nucleotide messenger RNA. The record is from the annotation of a GenBank genome assembly. Lineage: Eukaryota; Viridiplantae; Streptophyta; Magnoliopsida; Brassicales; Brassicaceae.
AUGCCUACACAUGUCAUGUCAUGUUUUCGUUUACCAAAAGCGGUAACUACUAAAUUAACAAGUGCGGUGGCUAAUUUCUGGUGGAGCAGUAACAACCAAACACGGGGUAUGCAUUGGUUGGCAUGGAGGAAGCUAUGCCGUCACAAGAGUGAUGGCGGGCUAGGUUUCAGAGUUAUUGAAGAUUUUAACACGGCUUUAUUGGCCAAGCAAUUAUGGCGACUAAUGGAUAAUCCGGAUUCACUGUUCGCUAGGGUUUUUAAGGGGCGUUAUUAUCGGAACUCUACCCCCUUGGACCCAAUCAGAUCUUAUUCUCCAUCUUAUGGGUGGCAGAGUAUCAUCUCAGCUCGAUCUCUGGUACAUAAAGGGCUCAUUAAAAGAGUUGGUUCAGGAUCUACUAUUUUUGUUUGGUAUGAUCCCUGGAUAUCCGACUCUCGCCCGAGGUCAGCUAUUUGCAAAGGAGUUAAUUACUACCCUCAGUUGAUGGUGGGUCAGUUAAUUAAUUCCCAGACUUCAACGUGGAAUCUUCCACUAUUACACCAACUUUUCGACAAUGCGGAAAUCGCCCGGAUUACGGGUAUUACAGUAGCAACAGGGUAUAGACCAGACACUAAUGGAUGGUUCUAUACAAAAACGGGUCGGUAUACGGUUAAAUCGGAAUACCAUAUCUUACAACAGCUCCCGGAUCAGGAAGUUAUGCCGGUCGUCGGACCCGAUAUCCGGCCUUUGCAAGCGCGCGCUUGGAAAGUUAAAUGUACUACAAAACUACAACAUUUUAUGUGGCAAAUCAUUACAGGUUGCUUAUCAGUUGGCGCACGGCUAUGCAGUCGGGGUUUGCGGGUGGACCCGCAGUGUGUGCGAUGUGGUAUGGGGGAGGAGAUAAUCAAUCAUAUGUUGUUUGAGUGCCCUCCAUCCAGACAGGCAUGGGCAUUAUCCCCAAUCCCUACGCACCCACAGGGGAGUACCUAUAAAGUUUUCUCAAACGAUGAUCAGGAUCCAAGGGAUGUUUUAGACUCGGCAAUCACGGAGGCUCGGGACUGGGCUGCGGCCCAGACGGCUGGCGAAGUGGUGCCAUUACAUGCGGUAACACAAAUAGAGCGGGUCACAUCGGGUGAGUGGUGCCAAGUAGACGGGGCAUGGAAGGAUACCGAGUGUCGCGCGGGACUAGGCUGGUAUAAUUUUGAUCCGGAAUCGGGAUUAGUACUAGUCGGGGCUUGUAACUUACGGAGGGGGUUAACUCCCCUUCAGACGGAACUAGAAGCUUUGACUGGCCGGCAUUUGGAAUUCUACUUGAGGAGGUGGAGAAGUGCAGAAGGCAGUUCCAAACGUUUUCUCACCCGUAUCCCGAGGAAGAACAACACGAAGGCAGACAAAUUAGCACGCUGUGCUCGAGCUCAGCCUCAUGAUGUGUAA